This is a messenger RNA of Globicephala melas (long-finned pilot whale), 4498 nucleotides long. It is a transcript of the gene NCBP1, whose product is annotated as nuclear cap binding protein subunit 1. The record is from RefSeq and is a predicted model, not a curated record. Lineage: Eukaryota; Metazoa; Chordata; Mammalia; Artiodactyla; Delphinidae. Gene Ontology annotation, biological process: mRNA export from nucleus; regulation of mRNA processing; nuclear-transcribed mRNA catabolic process, nonsense-mediated decay. Gene Ontology annotation, molecular function: mRNA binding; protein binding; RNA cap binding. Gene Ontology annotation, cellular component: nucleus; nuclear cap binding complex.
CCCCGGAAGGACUUCGAGGGAAGGCGGGCGAAGGAAGCAGGCGAGAGGCGGAGGUAGCCCGAGAGGGCGAUUGCGUGCGGAGCAGACGCCCGCGGCCUGGUGAGCUUCCAGACGCCGGCCCUCCCGGAUCCAAGCCCGCAGAGCCACCAGGCCACCUCUCCCUCUUGUGCUUCCGGGAGCCGUCGCGAGCGAGUGCGCCUGCGCGACGGCCACUCCGCGCGCCUCACCGCUGUCCUCGCGCCGGCCGGCUGCCCAAAGGUUCCUGCCGAGCUUCCCGCCCGGCGUUUCGGCUCGGCGGCGCACCGGCGUGCGGCAUGUCACGGCGACGGCACAGCGACGAGAACGAUGGGGGACAGCCUCACAAAAGAAGAAAGACCUCUGAUGCAAAUGAAACUGAAGAUCAUUUGGAAUCUUUAAUAUGCAAAGUAGGAGAAAAGAGUGCCUGCUCUUUGGAGAGCAACCUAGAAGGCCUGGCUGGCGUUUUGGAAGCUGAUCUUCCUAACUAUAAGAGCAAGAUCUUAAGGCUUCUUUGUACAGUUGCACGUCUGUUACCUGAGAAGUUGACAAUUUAUACAACAUUAGUUGGACUACUAAAUGCCAGGAAUUACAACUUCGGUGGAGAAUUUGUAGAAGCCAUGAUUCGUCAACUUAAAGAAUCGUUGAAAGCAAACAAUUAUAAUGAAGCUGUAUAUUUGGUCCGUUUUUUAUCUGAUCUUGUGAAUUGUCACGUCAUUGCUGCCCCAUCAAUGGUUGCUAUGUUUGAAAAUUUUGUAAGUGUAACUCAGGAAGAAGAUGUGCCUCAGGUGCGCCGGGAUUGGUACGUGUAUGCAUUUCUAUCAUCUUUGCCCUGGGUUGGAAAGGAGUUGUACGAAAAGAAAGAUGCAGAGAUGGACCGAAUCUUUGCCAACACUGAAAGCUAUCUUAAAAGACGCCAGAAGACUCAUGUGCCCAUGUUACAAGUAUGGACUGCAGAGAAACCGCAUCCACAAGAAGAGUAUUUAGAUUGCCUCUGGGCCCAGAUUCAGAAAUUGAAAAAGGAUCGCUGGCAGGAGCGGCACAUCCUAAGACCUUAUCUUGCCUUUGACAGCAUCCUGUGUGAAGCACUGCAGCACAACCUGCCUCCUUUCACACCACCUCCUCACACUGAAGAUUCGGUGUACCCGAUGCCAAGGGUCAUCUUCAGAAUGUUUGAUUACACGGAUGAUCCUGAGGGUCCUGUAAUGCCAGGGAGUCAUUCAGUGGAAAGAUUUGUGAUAGAAGAGAAUCUUCACUGCAUCGUUAAGUCCCACUGGAAGGAAAGGAAGACUUGUGCUGCACAGCUAGUGAGUUAUCCUGGGAAGAACAAGAUCCCCUUGAACUACCACAUAGUUGAGGUGAUCUUUGCAGAGCUGUUUCAACUUCCAGCACCCCCUCACAUUGAUGUGAUGUACACAACACUUCUCAUUGAACUGUGUAAACUUCAGCCUGGCUCUCUACCCCAAGUUCUUGCACAGGCAACUGAAAUGUUAUACAUGCGUUUGGACACGAUGAAUACUACAUGUGUAGACAGGUUUAUUAAUUGGUUUUCCCAUCAUCUAAGUAACUUCCAGUUCCGUUGGAGCUGGGAAGAUUGGUCAGAUUGUCUUACUCAAGAUCCAGAAAGUCCCAAACCAAAGUUUGUAAGAGAAGUUCUAGAAAAAUGUAUGAGGUUGUCUUACCAUCAGCGUAUAUUAGAUAUUGUCCCUCCUACCUUCUCAGCUCUAUGUCCUGCAAACCCAACCUGCAUUUACAAGUAUGGAGAUGAAAGUAGCAACUCUCUUCCUGGACAUUCGGUUGCCCUCUGUUUAGCUGUUGCCUUUAAAAGUAAAGCAACCAAUGAUGAAAUCUUCAGCAUUCUGAAAGAUGUACCAAAUCCUAACCAGGAUGACGAUGAUGAUGAAGGAUUCAGCUUUAACCCAUUGAAAAUAGAGGUCUUUGUACAGACUCUGCUACACUUAGCAGCCAAGUCAUUCAGCCACUCCUUCAGUGCUCUUGCAAAGUUUCAUGAAGUCUUCAAAACCCUAGCUGAAAGUGAUGAAGGAAAAUUACAUGUUCUAAGAGUCAUGUUUGAGGUCUGGCGGAACCAUCCACAGAUGAUUGCUGUACUAGUAGAUAAGAUGAUUCGUACACAGAUUGUUGACUGUGCUGCAGUAGCAAAUUGGAUCUUCUCUUCAGAACUAUCUCGUGACUUUACUAGAUUGUUUGUUUGGGAAAUCUUGCACUCCACAAUUCGUAAGAUGAACAAACACGUUCUUAAGAUCCAAAAGGAGCUAGAAGAGGCUAAAGAAAAACUCGCAAGGCAACAUAAACGGCGAAGUGAUGAUGAUGACAGAAGCAGUGACAGGAAAGAUGGGGCUCUUGAGGAACAAAUAGAAAGACUGCAGGAGAAAGUGGAAUCUGCUCAGAGUGAACAAAAGAAUCUCUUCCUUGUCAUAUUUCAGCGUUUUAUCAUGAUCUUGACUGAGCACUUGGUACGAUGUGAAACUGACGGGACCAGUGUAUUAACACCGUGGUAUAAGAACUGUAUAGAGAGGCUCCAGCAGAUCUUCCUACAGCAUCACCAAAUAAUCCAGCAGUACAUGGUGACCCUGGAGAACCUGCUCUUCACUGCUGAAUUAGACCCUCAUAUCCUGGCUGUGUUCCAGCAGUUCUGUGCCCUGCAGGCCUAAGGGUCAUUUUUUUUUCCCCCUCCUGUCAAGAUUUUUUUAAGAUCUCAAAAUAAUGUCUUAUUUUUGAUGGUUUGAAUGCUUGCUUUCUUGUAGCAUCCUUUCUUGAAGCAGAGGGGGAAGACAGGACAGUGAAGAAUAUGGUAUUGAUUACCUUUAACUGCCCCCUAAAAAGCAGAUAUUCCCUAAUGACAAUAAUGUGACAAUGGCCAUAGGAUGGAUGUAUUAUAUAUGUGACAGAUACAACUUUUCUCUGAUAUUUUUUCUCCUUAAGGCACAAAAGAUAACUGAUGUGAGGUAUGUGCAACACUAGAGGUCAAGCUUACAAAGUAGUAUACAGAACUGAUGGGUUUAUCAUCGAGUAGCAUAGCUUUUCACAGCUCAUGGUAACCUAACAUGGCUGAAAUAAAACUGAAAAUAUGGUUUUUAAACCUUGGUAUUUCAUGAUUUAUCAUCUCAGUCUACUUUAAAAUUAGUGGUUUCUUACUAAAAGUGAGGUUUCUUACCUCCAUCUGAAGUUUUCUCUUCAAAGUAUUUUUCAUUACUGUAGCAUUUUAAGACACUACUGUUAUUAAAAGAUGUUACUAGAGUAGAAGUUCCCAAAUUCAUCUGAACAUAAAUCACCUGGGGCUCUUCUAAAGUUUUUUUUUUUUUUAAAUUAAACCACACUCUCUGGGGGUGGAACACAGACAUUGGUAGUUCUUAAAGCUCCCGGGUAAUUCCAAUGUGCAGAUAAGUUUUGAACUAUCAUCAUCUUAGAACAUCUGGUCAUUUCCUCAAAUCUGAGACAUCUGUCAGGUCAUACAGUGAAUUACAUGCUAAAGUGGGAUUUAGAAGUAGCUAGAUUGGCUAAAACUAUACUUGGCAUUAGAUGUAGGUUUGGAUUUUAUUUCUGUGGAGUCUGGGUGGGCCAAGUAAUUACUAAUUCCAGAGCCUGUUUCCUAUAUGGUGUUGAGGCUUAAUUAAGAUGGUAAAAGUACACUGUUAAUUAAAUAACACACAAGGGAUUAUCUGACAUUCCAAAUCCUAGCAUUUUUAGACUUUUUUCAUUAAAUCUUCAGAAAAAUUUACCAGUAAUCUCACAACUGUAAGUAUCUUUGUGCAUCUGUACAAUCUUUUUUUUAGCUUAGUACAUCAUAAGUUUAUGAUGCAUUAGGUAUUUUCCAUAUUAAUAUAUGGGGUCUCUUUGGUUUAUCAUAACAUUUAGUGGCUACAGAAUAUAGUCUACUCAAUAGAUGGAAAUUCCUAGGAUUUUUAAAUACCGUACCAUUUAACAAAUAGUCACAGGAUUAAGGUUGCAUGGCAAGUUACUGGCAGAAAGGGAACUGAAACCCAGGUUCUUUGCUAAAUGUUCUUUUGUUUACACUGUUCCUCCUUCCCACAAACUACAUAAUUAGAAAAAGCUCCUAUCCUCAAGAAGCUAAAGGAUAACCAUUUAAGGCUUUGGUUAACUUUGAUCCUAAACUGCUUUGUAAUCGUUUCAUAAUGUAUUGCAAAGUUUGGCUAGUUAUACUUACUUGAUCCAAAUCCUAGAGGAAUUCCUAGGUUUUCACCUCCUUUCUCUUGGACCGUCUCUUCAUGUGUAAUGGUUGCUUUUAACAGUUGCUCACUGAUGUAACCCUGCUCUGACCCAGUCUGGCAGCUAGGUAUAUGAAAAAACUGAAACAGAGACUGAGUUUUGAAGAAAUAAAGGUACAAGAGCAAACGUUCCACAGUUGCUCUCCCCACUAAUGAAGCUCACACAGACAAAAGAAUGGCAUGUCACUGUAACUGUACGUCGUACCUUGCAAUAAAUCAAUAUUCUAUUAAACUGU